AUGGCCUACAGUCAGUCACAGCAGAUGCAGAAGGACUUCCGGCUUCCGAUGGUGCCAGGACUGUCCUGCGGUGAGGAGAUGAUGCGCCGCAACUACGACCGUCGCCAGAUACAUGGUGUGCGGAUGGACUCCGCGACGAUCAUUCCUGGCGUGCCAGCAGACCGCACUCUCGGGGCCGGUGAUGGUAGCACCUACCCUCGCUCCACACUCAAGGACGCCGCGACGACCGUCACGGCGGCGGAUGAGGCUAACGAGCAGAGCGUGGAGGACGUGACAGGACGCGUACUUCGCUACUACGGCUACUGCAUCGAACCAGUCUCGGACAGUGCGCAGGAGAUGGAGCGGGUGCGCAAGGUGAUCAUCAACUUCUACCUGGAGGAUGGCACGAUGAGCGUGACGGAGCCACGACAGGACAACUCCGGGUUCGCCUUUACCGCCAACCUGAAGCGCCAUAUCGUGCCCAACCCGGACGGCACACCGAUUACCGCCGCGCAGCUUAGGGUCGGCGAGCCGGUGUCCUUCUACGGCCGCACGUACGAGCUGUACGACGCCGAUCCCUUCACUCGGGCCUUGCUCAAAGAAGCCGGAGAAAAGGUGCCGGCGGCCAUCGUGCCGCCGACGGACGCGUACACCUCCAUGCGCAGCCGCCCUGUGGCUAAAGCGCACGACGUCCCGUCCAUCGCGGCGUCCAGCCCACUCAACACGAUGCUCUCGGCAGCCCAGGUACGGGCAACCCGGCAAUUCCUAGAGUUUGAUCGUAAGGUGCUGCGGUGCGACUGCACAUGGGACGACACGGCCAGUCUCUACGGCACAAAGCACUUUCUCACCCUCUACUACUUCCUUAGCGACGGCAGCCUUGCGCUGGUCGAGAAAGAUGUGCAGAACAGCGGCCGCGAUCCGUUCCCCAAGUUCUUUAGCCGCCAGCGGAUCGCGAGGUCGACGGACUCCUCCGGCAAGUUCGACUCUUCGACUCUUGGCUCCGUCACCUUUAAGGAGAACGCGAACACAGUCUACUACACUGACGAGGACAUCCGCAUUGGAAACGUGCUCAACCUUUACGGCCGCCAGGUUAAGAUCCACGACUACAAUCAAUACACUCGCGACUACAUGGCGGAGCGAUUUGGCAUCACAUCAUACAAGCCCAUUCCCGGCGCCACGCCGCCGCCGUUUGUGCCGCCGUGCUCGACCCGCCGCGAGAUCUCCGAGGAGGAAAUGCGGGAGCGCCACAACGAGAAGCACGAGGAGCUGCGCCGCCACCGCUUCGCCAACUCCGUUGUCAAGUUUCUCGCCCGCCUGGACAACAACAAAGAGGAAGAUAAGGUGCGCCGCUUCGUACUGGCCGUUUACCCGGCCGACAACACCGUCUCCAUCUUCGAGCCCGUCAUCCGCAACAGUGGCAUCGUGGGCGGAAAGUUUCUACAGCGCCAGAAGGUUCGCCGCGCCGACGGCGAGUACUUCCACGCGGACGACUUCUACGUCGGCGCGCGCGUGGAGCUGAACUCGUUCCCGUUCGUCAUCCUCAACUCGGAUGAGCACUCGCUGAACUACAUGGAGCACAAUCCCGAGGAGUUUAGCCACUCUGACAUCAACAAAAUCGUUCGCAAGAUGCAAGCGAUGUUGCAGAGUAGCACCACAGGUCUUGCCGAGGCGUUCCGCCUCGCCGACGAGAACCAGCGCGGCGGCCUCGACAUGGCGGUGUUCCUGUCCAUCAUGAAGGAGCUCAAGCUGGAUGUCACCGAGCAGGAGAUCCUGACAGUGCUGCGGUACUUCGACAAGAACAACGAGUCGUACGCCAGCUACGAGGAGGUGGCCAGUCGCAUCAUGCCAGAAGGUGGCGCGGUGGCACGCGAUAACCGCUCGUGGGAGGCCAUCUACCAGGAGAGCGCUGAUCAUGCCACCACGUCGUUCCUCAACGACCCGAAGGAGGCGGAGGAGGAGGAGCGCAAGAAGCGCGAAUCCGCGGCGGCGGCUCGAGGUGCGGCGGAGUUCCUCGAGCUCUACCAUCAGCGCCGCCAGCUGUUCAUGAAGGAGUUCCACGCCAUCACCGACUAUGCCAAGGACAGCCUGAUCGGCGCUGAUGAGUUCAAGAUGUGUGUGCGGCGCAAGCUGCAGCUUACCUCCAUUUGCGACGAAGAGAUGAACGCACUGGCGAAAAAGCUUUUUCCUGCAGUGGUACCGCGUGUGUCGCACGAGGAGUUUAUGCGCCUCCUGAACAGUACCUCGACCUACGCCCACACAGUCACUGCCAUCGCUUCCCACAGUGCUUCGAAGUAA
Molecule: messenger RNA, 2274 nt
Organism: Leishmania braziliensis MHOM/BR/75/M2904
Lineage: Eukaryota; Euglenozoa; Kinetoplastea; Trypanosomatida; Trypanosomatidae
Exons: 1
Coding region: 1-2274 (757 amino acids)
Biological process (GO): cilium-dependent cell motility; mitotic cytokinesis; mitotic spindle organization
Cellular component (GO): axoneme; mitotic spindle
Molecular function (GO): calcium ion binding; alpha-tubulin binding
Source: RefSeq, a predicted model, not a curated record